AAAGACAGUUUCCCUAGGCGUGGGACGUUUAUUUACGUAUUCGUAGAUCGCCGCUCAACCCGUACACACGACGACGAUGCAUUAUUCAUCCUCCAGCACACUGGCUCUACUGUUUCUCGCGCUCGUCCGCAACAGUCACCAGCAGUCCUGGAACUACUACUGUGAGGCGGACUUUUGCGAGCCGGGGCUGAAAAACGUUGGCUGUGAUCCGCCACCCGCAGAAGGGGGGCCAGCCUGCAGUGGAAAGCAGGCCGAAAGUGUGAACUUCAACUUUGUCGUACAGGCGGCAAUUGUGAACGAGCAUAAUCGACUGCGCUCCCUGCUGGCCACGGGCCGGUUGGGUAAGUUUGCUCCCGCUUCCCGCAUGCCGCAGCUCGUGUGGGACACGGAGCUGGCGAACCAAGCCGAACGCAACGUGCGCUCGUGUGUCUACGGGCACGAUGAGUGUCGCAAUACGGCCCAGUUCCGGUUCGUGGGCCAGAACAUUGCCAUCGUUCGCUAUUCCGGCCCGCGGAAAAGUGUGCUGGAGCUGUUGCACGAGGAAAUAUACGGCUGGUGGAGUGAGGCUAACAGUACGACGCAAGCCAACCUUAGGCGAUUUCCCUCCGAAGAGCCGUUAUCGCAAAUUGGACACUUCACGCAGAUGGUUAGCGAUCGGACGUGGAAAAUGGGCUGUGCCGCCCAACAGUGGACGGAGAACAAGGUGUUCAACGUGCUUUACUUCGUGUGUAACUACUCUUUCACCAACAUGGUAGGCGAACCGGUGUAUGUGGCAGGGCCUCCAGCGUCCCGUUGUGCUACCGGGGAAGAUAAACUGUAUCCCGGGUUGUGUUUGAAAUCGGAGCGAAUUUAUUCCACACCCUUUGCGGUUGUUAACUAAUCGUGUAAUCGUUUUGCUAGACAUUUCUUAUAUUUAUGUUACCGUUUAGAUUUUAGUUUUCGAUAAAAAAAAUAUACUGCCCUCUUCAAGUGCUAAAAAAAACAAAA
Molecule: messenger RNA, 987 nt
Organism: Anopheles coluzzii
Lineage: Eukaryota; Metazoa; Arthropoda; Insecta; Diptera; Culicidae
Product: venom allergen 3-like
Exons: 3
Coding region: 77-880 (267 amino acids)
Source: RefSeq, a predicted model, not a curated record